AGCAGAUCAUAGAUUAAACAUGCAGAAGUCUUUAAGUGUGUCCUCUGAGAGCUCCCUCCCUCCACCGGACGAGGAUGUGGACUCGGUCUGUUCUGAUGACCUGAUGGGGUCUCAGUCUCGUCGCUGGCUGGCGGAUCUUCGGUCUGAUGACAUAGUGGACCACGGAUCAGGGAACACCUUCGGCCGGGAUGGACUGUUCGUGGACUAUAACUUCCCCCUGGGGGAGCUGGAGAUGCACUCCGGGAUCAAGUGGAAACGACCAAAGGAGCUCUGUGCAUCACCUCAGUUUAUAAUUGAUGGAGCUUCCCGUCUGGAUAUCUGCCAAGGGAAACUCAAUGACUGCUGGAUACUUUCUGCUAUUGCAUCACUCUCUUUGCAUCCAUCUCUGCUGAAAAAGGUUGUACCUCCAGGACAGACCUUCCAGGACGCAUACAACGGCUCCUUCACCUUCAGGUUCUGGCAGUACGGUCAGUGGGAGGAGGUGAAGAUAGACGAUUUGUUGCCGACUCAGGACAACAACCUUAUCUACCUCAGAUCCCCAAAUAAACUUGAAUUUUGGAGCUCCCUGCUGGAGAAAGCCUAUGCCAAGAUGAAAGGUGGCUACAGAGCACUGGACAUGGGCUUCCCUCAUGAGGCCAUGGUUGAUAUGACAGGUGGGGUCGGUGAGGUUUUGAGCAUUGCCUUGUUGCCCCGACACCUGCCAGCCAUCAUUAGAGAGCUACUGGAUAAAGGAGCACUUGUCAACUGUGGCUCAAGCCAGGGUCCACUGGAGCAGAGGAAUGAAUUUGGAAUCAUGUUCAGGCAUGCUUAUUCUGUGACUGCAGUGGAGAAGGUAAAGACAUCUUAUGGCCCUGUGGAUUUGGUGCGAAUCCUCAACCCAUGGGGCAACACAGAGUGGGAGGGUCCAUGGAGCGACUUUAAAGGUCCAGAGUGGAGCACUGUGAGCACCGAGGAACAGAAGAGACUGGGGAGAGUCAGCCGGGAGGACGGGGAGUUCUGGAUGUCAGUUUCAGACUUCCGGCAGAACUUUGACGUAAUGGAAGUUUGUCAUCUGAUUGAAGGUCUCGACGAACCAGGCGCCAGCCAGCAUUCAUGGUGCUGCACAAUGCAUCAUGGGGCCUGGGUGCCUCACAUCUCAGCAGGAGGCUCGCCCAGAGGGGGUUGGUUUUGGCAGAACCCUCAGUUCCAGUUCGUCUUGUCAGAAGUGGACACCGAUUCAUCCAACUCUCAGAAGACCUGCUCUUUCAUUUUGGCUCUGAUGCAGAAACAGCGGGGGCGUAGGGGCAAUAACCUGCCUAUAGCCCUGCAUAUAUAUCCGGCCCCUCCGAAGAAGACACACCUGUUGCCCGAGGACUUGAGGGUGCUACCGCUGGUCCUCAGCAGCCAAACUUACUUUGCACGUCGGGAGAUUGUUCUCCGCCACUCCCUUCCACCUGGUCGUUACAUCAUCAUCCCGUCUACCGCCGAACCCAAUCAGCAGGGAUCAUUUCUCCUCCGGGUGCUGACAGAGCAGGGCAACACUGCCACUCCAGCUGAGAAACCAGCAACAGACGUCCCUUCAACAACAGAGACUUCAUUUCCUCACCAGGCUGCUCUUCCUUCGCCUCAAUCUACAAGACGUCUGUUUAAGAAGCACUGCAACAAGAGAGGAUUUUGCAAACCAGCGCACCUCCUGGAACUACUGACAGAGGCCAUACGGGGAGGAGUGUUAGCUGGCAGUGAGAAGUGUUUGGCUCUGGAGCACUGCAAGAGCCUGGUGGUUCUCAUGGAUACCCAAGGCAUCGCCCAGCUAAACUGGAUGGAGUUUCAGAGUCUGUGGGACAAGAUCAGGAAGUGGACGGACAUCUUCCUGACGUUUGACAAGAAUAAAACCAAAUUCCUCGAGUAUCGAGAGGUUGCCCCCGCACUAAAGGCAGCAGGUAGGACUGAGGACACACAUAAGUGAUAUAAAUGACUACGUAUUUCAUUACAGAUUUUUCAACUGUUGAUGGUUAAAUACAAGCGUGGCCUUCAUUGGAUUCUGGUUUCUGGUUUCUGGUUUCACAGUUCAGGCUCUGCAUCUGUCUCGACCAACAGGGGGAGCCAAAACACUUCUCUUUACUUCUUCCUUUCUGCUUUUUUAAAGCUUUCCUGAUAGUCCUCAGAGGUGGAGAUACUUUGUUGUAUUUAUUCUGAUCACAUUAACAGUCACAUAUAUAUUUGAUGUGUUUGAGUUACAUAAAGAAACAGCAAACAUUAUAUGUUG
Molecule: messenger RNA, 2245 nt
Organism: Scomber japonicus (chub mackerel)
Lineage: Eukaryota; Metazoa; Chordata; Actinopteri; Scombriformes; Scombridae
Exons: 18
Coding region: 20-1945 (641 amino acids)
Biological process (GO): proteolysis
Cellular component (GO): cytoplasm
Molecular function (GO): calcium ion binding; calcium-dependent cysteine-type endopeptidase activity
Source: RefSeq, a predicted model, not a curated record